Messenger RNA from Saprolegnia parasitica CBS 223.65, 201 nucleotides. RefSeq lists its product as hypothetical. The record is from RefSeq and is a predicted model, not a curated record. The transcript is spliced from 2 exons. Lineage: Eukaryota; Oomycota; Saprolegniomycetes; Saprolegniales; Saprolegniaceae. Bases 1 to 201 code for a protein of 66 amino acids.
AUGUUGGAGUGGUCGCUGGUCACGACCGCCCUUCUCGGCCUUGGGCCGCUCGCGCUCUUGUACUACAUCACGUCCAGCCCGUACUGGCGUGGGCUGCACAAGCUCCCCGGCCGCCAUCGUCGUCGCUUCUGCUUGGCCUCGCCAGACAUCACGGGGCGCGACUGGGACAAGGGCCAAUACCCGCAUCCGAGCGUGAGCUAG